Metarhizium acridum CQMa 102 is the source of this 1029-nucleotide messenger RNA. RefSeq lists its product as uncharacterized. The record is from RefSeq and is a predicted model, not a curated record. Lineage: Eukaryota; Fungi; Ascomycota; Sordariomycetes; Hypocreales; Clavicipitaceae.
AUGGAAUCUGACAUAUCCCUGACCGCUUUUGGUCCUUUACGACGAAUCGGGUUUGGCAACUGCGGUUCGGUAUGGGGUACAUUGAAGCACAAUGCCCACAACAAUGCGGACGUCGACAUCGACAUGAUUAUCAAACGCGAAGACGCGAGUCCCGGCAGGGACAUAAAGAACGAGACUCUGGUUCAGUCGCAAGUAUUCCCCGCGGAAAGCAGUCUACAGUUGACCUCGAUUCCACAAUGCUUCGGUCUCAUGGAGACGGACGACAAAAGAUGGCAGCAGAUCCUGCCACUCCUGCCCGCUGGAUUCAAAGAAUGCAGGGCCAUGAUUGCCGAGAAAAUCAACCCAGUAUCGACGCGAGCGCAGUUGCUCCUCGUCGACAAAUACAGCCCCGUGUCGCACCGCGAGGUGUUUCGAAGAUCAAUAGAGGCGCCAGACGGAAAGAGCCAACAUUGCCUGGUUCGCCUCUAUCUUGGCCGACGAAGGCAAGCACGUGCUCGCAAAGAGCAGCAUCACCCCAGGCCACAGUUCUUCAGCCUCCGCAAUUACCCUCUUCACGCCGACCAGGCCGAGGAGCUCCAGCUCCCUUGCAAGCAGUACGCCAAGGCCAUGGCAGAGGCACUGGCAACGCUAAACUGGCAAGUCAGGACAGAUGGCAAUGAUGUCGAAUUCGUGCUGGGUGCCCACAGACGCGGGGAGGAAGACCCGAACAUGCCCCUCGAGGACCAUGCCGUCUGGAUGCUGGACUUUGACUGCUCCAGGCCCAUUGAGACGAAUGACUCUGGUCUAGAGUCAAUUGCUCGGGCGUUUUGGCGUAACGAUCCUUACUUUCCUCAGCCGGGAAGCACCUUCGAUCAGGGACGAGAAUUGUGGGAUGUCUUUGCCGCCGAAUAUCGGCGGGUUGGUAUGGAAGCAGCCCGGGCUUAUCAUCGUGAAGGAGAAGAUGUGGAAAGCCUGUGUGCUUUGGUCGAAGGCACCUUGAGGAAGAUUGAGGAAACUAAAGGGAAGUGGACAACUGGGGCGCAUUUCUAG